Messenger RNA from Aaosphaeria arxii CBS 175.79, 534 nucleotides. Its product is annotated as peptidyl-prolyl cis-trans isomerase H. The coding region runs from base 1 to 534 and encodes 177 amino acids. The record is from RefSeq and is a predicted model, not a curated record. Gene Ontology annotation, biological process: protein folding; protein peptidyl-prolyl isomerization. Gene Ontology annotation, cellular component: intracellular membrane-bounded organelle. Gene Ontology annotation, molecular function: peptidyl-prolyl cis-trans isomerase activity. NCBI's taxonomy places the organism in Eukaryota, Fungi, Ascomycota, Dothideomycetes, Pleosporales. The transcript has 4 exons.
AUGGCCGAACCCACGGAGCGCAACCCAAUUGUCUUCUUCGACAUCACUCUAGGAGGCGAGAAGCUUGGUAGGAUUCAGAUGGAACUGUUCAAAGACGUCGUCCCCAAGACCGCCGAAAACUUCCGUCAGUUCUGCACAGGCGAGACCAAAGAUGGUCGGGGAAAGCCUCAGGGCUACAAGAACUGCAAGUUCCAUCGUGUGAUCAAAGAUUUCAUGCUCCAGGGAGGAGACUUCAUAAACGGCAAUGGGACAGGUUCUCGCACCAUCUACGGGACAGAAAAGUUCGCCGACGAGAACUUCAACUUGAAGCACGACCAGCCUGGUCUUCUCUCUAUGGCGAAUUCUGGCCCAAACACCAAUGGCUGCCAGUUCUUCAUUACCACCGUGCGAACGCCUCAUCUCGACGGUAAACACGUCGUCUUUGGCAGAGUCAUCGAGGGCUUGGACGUCGUCAAGAAGAUCGAAAACACACGGACGAACUCGCAGGACGCACCGAUACAAGAGGUGUCCAUUGCCCAAUGCGGCGAAAUGUAG